Molecule: messenger RNA, 7663 nt
Organism: Lutzomyia longipalpis
Lineage: Eukaryota; Metazoa; Arthropoda; Insecta; Diptera; Psychodidae
Gene: FASN3
Product: fatty acid synthase
Exons: 8
Coding region: 375-7532 (2385 amino acids)
Biological process (GO): fatty acid biosynthetic process
Molecular function (GO): phosphopantetheine binding; fatty acid synthase activity; oxidoreductase activity
Source: RefSeq, a predicted model, not a curated record
GUCAAUUGUGCUGUGACCAUUGCAACAAUUCACAUUUUCUCCAGUUGGAUUUAAUCUAGUGCUUGUUCUUGGACUACUUUUUGUGCUAUUUAGUGGUGGUGUUUUGAGGAAUCAAAAAAAAAUUAGUGCAACAGUGGCUUUUCCAAUUACUGUGUACUGGAUAUCACAAACCCCUGGAUUACUUCUCUGUGGAUUAUUCCCUUUGGAUUUUCAGUGCAUUUUCCGUGUGGAAUUACCCAGCAGAAUAAUCAAAUUGUGAAAGUGAAAAUUGUACAGAUUUUUAUACUUCAUUUCUGUGUGGAAGAAGUGAAUACAGUGAAGCUACUAAAUAAAGAACAACUUUUUGCAUCCGAAACCAUUAGAGUUGGUUGAAGAUGAGUUGUAGAGGUGUAACACCAGUUCUACGCUCUCGGACCCAUGCACGGUGUCCCGAAGAGGAAAUUGUGAUUACGGGGAUUUCAGGAAAAUUCCCAAAUUCAGAUAACAUCGGGGAAUUUGCAAAGAAUCUCUACAAUAAGGUGGAUCUUAUUGAUGACGAUGAACGUCGUUGGCGUCACACGUACGCCGAAAUCCCUAAGAGAUCCGGAAAAAUCAAUCAUCUGGAGAAAUUCGACGCCACCUUCUUCGGGGUGCACUUUAAGCAAGCCCACACCAUGGAUCCCCAAUCGCGUCUCCUUGUCGAGAGAGCCUAUGAGGCUGUCCUCGAUGCAGGAAUCAAUCCCAAGUCUCUCCGUGGGACACGAACGGGGGUCUUCAUUGGUGCUUGUUUUUCCGAAUCUGAGAAGACUUGGUUUUACGAGAAGGUCUCUACGGGAGGUUUCGGUAUCACAGGAUGCAGUCGUGCUAUGAUGGCCAAUCGCAUUUCCUAUUCUCUUGGCCUUCAAGGACCAUCUUUGCUCACUGAUACAGCCUGUAGUAGCUCUAUGACAGCCCUGGAUGUGGCAUUCAGUGCAAUGAGAAAUGGAGAAUGCGAGGCUGCAAUUGUAGGUGGAGCCAAUCUCCUGUUGCAUCCAUAUGUAACUCUUCAGUUUGCGCGACUGGGUGUACUUUCAAUGGAUGGCUACUGUCGACCCUUCGACAAGGAUGGCCAAGGAUACACUCGCUCAGAGGCAAUUUGCUGCAUCUUUCUGCAACAAGCAAAGGAUGCAAAGAGGAUUUACGCUAAAAUCCUAUACUCCAAGGUGAAUUGCGAUGGCUACAAAGAAGAAGGAAUCACCUAUCCAUCUGGACAAAUGCAGAGGAAACUUCUCACGGAAUUCUACCAAGAAGUUGGUAUUGAUCCCAAAGCAGUUGACUUUAUGGAAGCCCACAGCACCGGUACACUUGCUGGAGAUCCUGAAGAGUGUUCCGCCUUAGAUGCUGUUUUUUGUACGGGAAGAGAUAAACCCCUUCCAGUAGGCUCCGUGAAGAGCAACAUUGGGCACUCAGAGUCUGCAUCUGGAACUUGUAGCAUUGCCAAAGUGAUCAUAGCCAUGGAGAAUGAUCUCAUCCCGCCAAAUAUCCACUUUACAGCUGUACGUCCAGGAAUCCCAGCUCUCAUGGAAGGACGCCUUCAGGUUGUUACUGAGCCCACAAAACUCGAAGGACCCCUCAUCGGGGUGAAUUCUUUCGGUUUUGGCGGUGCCAAUGCUCAUGCUUUGCUCGAAGCAAAUCCCAAGAGAAAGGUCAAUUUCGGUAUACCAGAAGAUGAUCUUCCGAGACUGGUUAUUUGGUCAGGACGAACGGAGGAAGCUGUUAAUGAAGUUUUGGACUUUAUGGUUACUCGACCUCUUGAUGCAGAAUUCGUUGGAUUGUUGCACAGUACCCAGAUGGACAGCGUUUCUGGGAAUGUCUUCCGCAGCUACGGGCUCUACCGGAAGGAUCCCGAUGGUGGAAAUGCGAUUUGCCUCAGUCGUGAAGCUCAGCACUAUACUGGAGUAAAGAGACCAGCAGUCUGGGUUUUCAGUGGCAUGGGUAGCCAAUGGUGUGAAAUGGGAACAUCCUUGAUGCAAAUUCCAAUGUUCCGGAAAUCCAUUGAACGCUGCCAUGAAAUCCUAAAGCCCAAGAAUCUCGAUUUAAUUGGCAUUCUCACUUCUACUGAUCCCACAACAUACGACAACAUUCUGCAUUCUUUCACUGGCAUUGCUGCAAUUCAAAUUGCUCUCGUUGACAUUCUGCGUUCUCUCAAUCUAGAGCCUGAUUACAUUAUCGGACACUCAGUCGGUGAAUUGGGUUGUGCCUAUGCUGAUGGAUGCUUCACAGCUGAAGAAAUGAUUCUGGCUGCUUACUGCCGUGGAAAAGUUAGUGUAGAAACCGAAAAGAUCUUCGGCUCAAUGGCUGCUGUUGGUCUAGGCUACCGCAAAAUUCGCAGCCUUUUACCAGCAGGAAUUGAAGUAGCUUGUCACAAUGGCCCAGAUUCGUGUACAAUUUCUGGUCCUGCUAAGGCAAUUGAGAAAUUCGUAGCCGAACUGAAGAGCCAAGGGGUUUUCGCAAAGGAAGUUCCAUGCUCAAAUAUUGCUUAUCAUUCACGCUACAUUGCCGACAUGGGACCAAGAUUCAAAGCUUUGCUCAGUGAAGUAAUCCGUGAGCCUAAGAAGCGUUCCCCACGGUGGCUCAGUACGAGUGUUCCGAAACAGAGAUGGGACUAUUCCGAGAACCACUACAGUUCGGCACAGUAUCACACGAAUAAUUUGCUGAAUGCUGUACUUUUUGAGGAAACUUCAGCUAUGCUACCAAAUAACGCCAUUACCAUUGAGAUUGCUCCUCAUGGACUUCUUCAAGCUAUUCUCAAAAAAUCCAUGCCAAAUGCAGUUCACACAGGACUUGCACAGCGAGGAAAUAAGGAUAAUGUCCAGUACUUCUUUACAGCUCUAGGAAAGAUCUACAUGAACGGCGUUGACAUUCCCAUCGAACGAAUGUAUCCUCCUGUUGAGUAUCCUGUUUCUCGAGGAACUCCUAUGAUAUCACCUCUUGUCAAGUGGGAUCACAGCGAAGAUUGGUACGUGACUAAAUUUGAAGCACAGAAAAUCUUGAAAUCUGGCGAACGGCACUGCAAAGUUCAGCUAACUAUGGAUGAUUAUGAGUAUAUAAGUGGACACGUAAUUGACGGUCGAAUCCUGUUUCCUGCUACUGGAUACCUCCAUUUGGUUUGGGAGACAUAUGGUAUGAUGAAGGGUGAUUUGUUCUUUGACAUGGAAAUUGAAUUCUCAGACGUACGCUUCCUACGUGCCACAAAUAUGACCAAGGAUACGGAAAUUGAAUUUCUUAUCAUGAUUCAACCAGGAACAGGACGAUUUGAGAUUACUGAAGGAUCAUCAGCUGUUGUAACUGGCUUUAUUAAACAACUCGAACCAGGAACAUCACUUAUCAGUUUCCCAGAUCCUGCACCAUCUAAAUUCCCAGUGCUGCAGACCAAGGACUUUUACAAGGAGCUGCGAUUGCGUGGUUACCAAUACAAUGGCUUCUUCAGGGCAGUUCAUGAAGCUCGUGGAGAUGGGCUAGUUGGAAAAGUGAAAUUUGAGCGGAAUUGGGUACCAUUCCUCGAUUGUCUCCUUCAGGUUCACAUUAUAGGCCAGGAUUCACGUUCGCUCAUGUUGCCGACACGUAUUCAGCGAAUGAGGAUCAACGGCCGUGAUCAUAUGAACAUGUUCAACGAAGAAAAUCCAUACUUUGAUGUGAAAGUUUCAAAGGAACUUAAUAUGAUCAGUUCCGGUGGCGUUGAAAUUGUUGGUCUCCACGCAAGUCCAGUGGCUCGUAGGCGCCCACCAGGUGUUCCUGUUCUUGAAACGUACAAAUUCAUUCCUCAUUUACCAGCACCACAGAUGUCUCAAAUUGAUGCAGUUAGAACGUGUGUUCAGCUCGCACUGGAGAACAAUCCCUCCUUCAAAGUGAAAGCCGUUGAAGUCGACACACGUGAAACCACGGAACCCAUAAUAACUUUCUUCCAAGAAGCACUUGGUGAUCUACCUCUAGUUUCAUCAGAUCUCAUGUACCUUACUGCUAGAGAAAUCGAGCUUACAGGUGUGCACGUGGAGAAUGGGAAGCUUUCCACACAAACCAACUGCAUGUUCGUCAUUGCAUCAGAUUGCCUCUCAAAUCCAGACUUUGUGGAGAAGUCUGUGGUGAGUCUUACGGAGAAUGCAUAUCUCGUAUCGCGUGAGCCGAAAGAACUACGAGUGGAAGAUAUUAAGGUACCUCCAGGUUUCCAAAUGAUCCUAUCUAUCCCGACAGAAGAUGAAACCAUUAUCAUGUGCCAUCGUUUGCGUCGCAAACUUAUUGGAAAUCCCACUGUUGUUAAAAUAUCCAUGGAGGACACAAAGUAUGAGUGGUUAAAUAGAUUGAGAGCUGGCAUGAAGACUGGUCCUGUAACAUUGGUCUCUGAAGGUGAACCAUUCUCUGGAAUAAUCGGUUUGGUGAACUGCCUGAGAAAAGAACCUGAUGGCUAUCUAAUAAGCUGUGUAUUUGUCGAUGAUCCCAGUGCUCCUCCAUUCGACUUUGACAAUCCCUAUUUUAAAUCUCAUCUUAAACUUAGCUUGGCCAUAAAUGUUUGUCGAAGCGGACGUUGGGGCAGCUAUCGACAUUUGAAGCUGGAACAUGAGAUGAAGCCUCAAACUACGACACAACAUUGCUUUGCUAAUGUUCUCACACGUGGUGAUCUUUCUUCUGUUACAUGGCUCCACGGGGGAUUAUCGCAACGCUUUUUCAAUGAGGAGGGUGUUGUUCAUGUAAUGUAUUCCUCUCUCAAUUUCCGAGAUGUUAUGCUGGCUACUGGGAAGCUCGCACUUGAAGUUAUUGGUACCACGCGUCUCGAGCAGGAAUGCGUUUUGGGUUUCGAGUAUUCAGGAAUCGACAAUCGAGGACGUCGUGUGAUGGGAAUGGUUAACUGCGGAGCUAUGGCAACACAUCUUAUCUCUGAUGAUAAGUUAACUUUCACUGUUCCUGAUCACUGGUCUCUUCAGGAAGCUGCAACGGUGCCAGUAGUUUAUCUUACUGUGUACAUUGCUUUCUUUAUUAGUACAACCAUCAAGAAGGGUAAAUCCAUCCUCAUCCACGCAGGAACUGGUGGUAUUGGCAUGGCAGCUAUUCGUGUAGCUUUUGCAUAUGGUUUAGAAGUUUUCACCACAGUGAGUACACCGGAGAAGAAAAAGUUCCUUUUGGAGAAAUUCCCUCAACUUAAGGAGAGUCACAUUGGGAAUUCUCGUAAUACCAGUUUUGAAAAGAUGGUCAUGCUCCAGACAAAGGGUCGUGGUGUAGACUACGUGCUAAAUUCCCUUGCAGAAGAUAAACUACAUGCGUCUGUGCGAUGCCUCGGAAUUGGUGGAAAAUUCCUCGAGAUUGGUAAAUUCGACAUGGCUAAUGAUAGCAAGAUUGGUCUUGGUGUUUUCCUGCGUGAAAUCUCUUUCUGUGCUGUUCUUGCGGAUAAUCUCUUCAAAACCACAUCAGACUACAAAGAAUUUCUCUUCAAUCUCAUUCGGCGUGACAUCGAUUCAGGAAUAAUUCAGCCACUUCCAUCGACUGUUUUUGAGGCUCAUGAGGUGGAGAAGGCUUUCCGAUUCUUGGCCAGUGGAAAGCACAUGGGGAAAGUUUUGCUGAAGAUACGUGAACAUGAGCAUAAGAAGGAGACAUAUCCCAUCACUAUUACUCCACGUGUUAACUGCGACUUUGACUUCUCAUACAUUAUCCCUGGAGGACUUGGAGGCUUUGGUCUAGAACUGGCUGAUUGGUUGGUCAUAAGAGGUGCCAGGAAACUCGUACUCAGCUCCAGCAGAGGCAUCACUAAGCAAUAUCAGGCGUACAGAAUAAGGAUUUGGGAAACUUAUGGAGCAAAGAUUGUCGUUAGUACGGUCAAUAUUGCUACGCGCGAAGGAUGUCAGCAGCUGAUCCAACAAGCUGCAAAAUUGGGUCCAGUGGGUGGCAUCUUCAACCUGGCCGUCGUCCUGCGAGACAGUAUCUUGGAGAAUCAAACUGUGGAAAAAUUCACUGAAUCCAUGGCACCCAAAGCUAUUGCUACAAUGUACUUGGAUGAGCUAAGUCGUACCAUGUGCCCGCAACUGGAGCAAUUCGUUGUCUUCUCUAGCGUUUCAUGUGGUCGUGGAAAUGCUGGACAAUGCAAUUACGGCAUGGCAAAUUCUGUGAUGGAGAGAAUAAUUGAGCGACGUGUUGCAGAUGGUCUCCCUGGAAAAGCAAUCCAAUGGGGUGCUGUUGGUGAAGUGGGUCUCGUUGCGGAUAUGCAGGAAGACAAGUUGGACAUGGAAAUUGGAGGAACGCUACAACAGAGGAUAUCAUCGUGUCUCACAGAAUUGGACAAUCUCCUCACAAGUGAUGAUCCCAUUGUGGCUAGUAUGGUUGUGGCAGAGAAACGUGCAGGAAGUGGAGGGAAGGGUAAUAUCAUUGACACCGUGAUGAAUAUCAUGAGUAUUCGGGACAUAAAAUCCAUAUCAAUGGAUGCAACAUUGUCGGAACUCGGAAUGGAUUCCCUGAUGGCAGUGGAAAUUAAGCAGACACUCGAACGUGAAUUUGAGCUCUUCCUCACACCACAGGAUUUGCGAUCGCUCACAUUUAUGAAGUUGCAAGAACUUGCGGAUAACCGUGAGAAAGAUGGCAGCGAGAAUGUGAAGCUGAAGCUUGCAAGUGAUGAUAAACCCGUGGGAAUGGCUAUGUUGCUGCGAAACUUGGGCGAUGAGACUAACAGUGAGAAGACCAUUCUACGUGUCAAGAGUCGCGAUGAGAACGUCAAGUACGUUUCAUGUGCUCUUAUCAUUCCUGGCAUUGAGGGUGUUGCUGGAAAUGCAUUCUACGCCAUCAGUGCGAAUAUCUCCCUUCCAGCCUUUGUGCUCCAACUCACCCACACCAUCGGACUCAAAACUAUUCCCGAGAUUGCAAGAGCAGUUAUUGAUGACAUCAAGAACGAAGUGAUGAAGUCAUCGGAAUUCUUCUAUCUCGUUGGGUACUCCUUUGGAGCCUUUGUAACGCUAGAAAUUGCAAGAUUGCUUGAGGAAUCAGGGAUGUCUGGGCAGAUUCUUCUCAUUGAUGGUGCACCAGCCUUCCUCAAACGAUUGGCCAUUGGACAGAUUUCCGAAGACUACACGGAUGAGACAGUUCAAUGUGUCCUGAUAUCUGGCAUCAUUCGUACCAUCUUCCCUGAUGAAAAUCCCGAGGAUCUCUUCGCAAGGAUAUCCGAAUUAAAGAAUUGGGAGGAACGCGUGAAUAAAUUGGUGGAGCUGGGUAAACAUCAGCAUGUCUAUUCGGAGGGAUACCUGCGCAAGAUGACCGAUGCGCUGUACAUGAGAAUCAAAGUAACUCUUGAAGUGGAAACGGAAACCCCGGUUCCUCUCAAGUGCCCGAUAACCCUUGUGCGCCCCACGGAAGUAUCCAUUGUGGACAUUGAUGAGGACUACGAACUCUCCAGAUACACUGAAGGUCCUGUAAAUCUUAAAUUCAUCGAGGGAAAUCAUAUUUCAAUGCUGGAGAACAGCAAACUCCCUCAAAUCAUCAAUGAUCUUGACCCCAAACUCGAAUCGGACAAAGCUUUCAAGAAGUACCUCACAAAUUAAGGAUCGUGGCUUCGUACGAGGAUCGAAAGGAUCGAAAUAAAAAUGCUAAUUGACUGGAAAUUCAUAAUGGUGUAAAGAAUCUGAUCUGUACAACUUCUUAUUCAAUAAAUAAUAAAACUUUAAUUAAACAA